Messenger RNA from Brassica napus (rape), 1676 nucleotides. RefSeq names its product casein kinase 1-like protein 10. Lineage: Eukaryota; Viridiplantae; Streptophyta; Magnoliopsida; Brassicales; Brassicaceae. The record is from RefSeq and is a predicted model, not a curated record. Gene Ontology annotation, biological process: endocytosis; signal transduction; peptidyl-serine phosphorylation. The transcript is spliced from 14 exons. The coding region runs from base 184 to 1485 and encodes 433 amino acids. Gene Ontology annotation, cellular component: cytoplasm; nucleus. Gene Ontology annotation, molecular function: protein serine/threonine kinase activity; ATP binding.
AGGAAACAAGAUAAUAUAAAUCUGUGAAAGCCGUCUUCUCUCGUCUUUCUUGCUCCUCCUCGUCGGUCAUCGGUCUCCCACUUUUCUUUUUAUUUUUAUCUUUUAUUUGUCUUCAAACAAUCUCCUGAGAAAAUCGGUAUUCUUUGGAUCCCACUCCACUCGUCUUAAUCGGAAAAGAGAAGAAUGGAGCAUGUCAUCGGCGGCAAAUUCAAGUUGAGUAGGAAGAUCGGUAGUGGUUCCUUCGGUGAAAUUUAUAUAGGGAGUAAUGUCCAAACGGGAGAAGAAGUUGCUGUUAAGCUGGAACCGGUGAAAACAAAGCAUCCUCAACUACACUAUGAGUCAAAAGUAUACAUGCUUCUUCAAGGAGGGAGUGGUAUUCCUCAUCUCAAAUGGUACGGUGUGGAGGGUGAAUACAACUGCAUGGCAAUUGACCUUCUUGGUCCCAGCUUAGAGGACUUGUUCAACUACUGCACUCGCUCUUUUUCCUUGAAAACUGUUCUUAUGCUUGCUGAUCAGUUAAUAAACAGAGUUGAAUACAUGCACAUUAGAGGAUUUCUUCACCGUGACAUUAAACCAGACAACUUUUUGAUGGGUCUCGGUCGCAAAGCAAACCAGGUGUAUAUCAUCGAUUAUGGGCUUGCUAAAAAGUAUAGAGAUCUUCAGACACAUAAGCAUAUACCAUACAGGGAGAAUAAGAAUCUAACAGGAACUGCUCGAUAUGCAAGUGUCAAUACACACCUUGGGAUUGAGCAAAGUAGAAGAGAUGACCUUGAGUCGCUUGGUUACGUGCUCAUGUAUUUUCUACGAGGAAGUCUACCAUGGCAAGGUCUGAAAGCUGGUACCAAGAAACAGAAGUAUGACAAGAUUAGUGAAAGGAAGAUGCUUACUCCUGUUGAGCUUCUUUGCAAGUCAUUUCCCUCGGAGUUCACAUCCUAUUUCCAUUACUGCCGAUCAUUGAGGUUUGAGGACAAACCAGAUUAUUCAUAUUUGAAAAGACUCUUCAGGGACCUUUUCAUUCGGGAAGGUUAUCAGUUUGACUAUGUGUUUGAUUGGACAAUCUUGAAGUAUCCUCAGAUGGGCUCUAGUUCGAGAUCAAAGCCAAAUCCAAAAGCAGCUCUAGACACUCCAGGACCAUCCGCAGAAAAAAGUGAAAUGCCUUCAGAGGGGAAGGAUCUGCGAGAAAGAUUCUCAGGUGCGGUUGAAGCGUUUGCCAGACGAAACGUAUGGAGUCCUGGGAUUCGCUCUUCCAAAGAAGUGCUCGUGUCUGAGAAAACAAGAAAUGAGAGUGCAAGGGCGGUGAUGUCAAGCAGCCGACCUGGAUCAUCAGGUGAGCUGAGCGAGAACCGCUCAAGUAAACUGUUUUCAAGCGGUACCCAAAAGAUUCAACCGGGCCAAGAAUCUAAGCCAACCGCAAGGCUUGGGCGUAAUGAUGACGCCCUGAGAAGCUUUGAUUUGCUUACUAUCGGUUCCGGAAAGAGGAAAUGAGUGGAGUUUGGAAGAUAUGUGUACCCCUCCUGAAUAUGGGAAGAAGAUGAGAGAAAAGAAUCUCUCUCCCUCUUUAUGUAUUUAUAUAAUAUAUGUUCGUAGAACAUCUAUAAAGUUGUGUAUAUGUAACUUGUAAGUUGUAUGUAACAAGUAUUUUAUUUUAAUGUAUUAAAUAAUGUCAUUUGGUCAAA